Messenger RNA from Paramisgurnus dabryanus, 1281 nucleotides. The record is from RefSeq and is a predicted model, not a curated record. NCBI's taxonomy places the organism in Eukaryota, Metazoa, Chordata, Actinopteri, Cypriniformes, Cobitidae.
UUGUGAUCUGGUUAAUAAUACACAGACAGUUGAAGUGAUGGGACGUUCAGGAGAGUCUGUAGUUCUGCCCUGCUACUGUAAAGAGCUUCAGGCUAAACCUCAACAACUUACAUGGACUUAUAGUCCAUCGACACAAUCUAAUACAACACCUGAAGAAAUUUACCCAAGUGAGCAGAGUGAGAAACACAAAGAUAAAAUCAAACUGUUAAAUAAAACAAGUCCAGGGGAUCUUUCUCUCCUCUUAUCAAACCUGACCACACAGCAUAAAGGAUAUUAUACAUGUUCUGUAGGGUCUCAACAAUACAUCAACAUCAGACUUCAAGUUAAAGAAACACAUCAAACAACACCUCAAACCAAUCCCAGAUCUGAAACCGAAGGCAGUUCAAUAAAACCAUAUGUCUUUGCUCUUAUAUCAGUGUUUUCAUUAUUGCUUCUUACUGUACUAGCAGUAAUGAUCUGGAGACGCAGAGGAACAAGAGAUGUGAAAAAUGGGACCAGUGAUGGACUAGUGCUAUAUAAUGAUGGGGAGAAGAAGGAUGUCUUAAAGCAUGACAGCUCAGCUCAAGGCCAACACAUUACACAAGAUGAAACUGAGGAUGAAGUGACAUAUUCGGCUGUUGUCCAUGUUAAAAAUGCAGCAAGACCUGCUCAAAAACAGAUCGUCACAGCAGAAUACUCUGCAUAUGCCUGCUUAAAAUAAAGCUACAACACACACGUUUGUAAAAACUAUAAGCAACAAAGCAGCUGGACCCUAGUAGUCAUUUUCCUUUAACUUAACUUUCAGCUAUUGUAUUGUUUUAUUUUAAUUUGCAGUAUACUAUCUAUCUGCUUUAGUAAUUUAAGGUAUAAGUCAACUUAGUAUUCGCAAAAUUGCAAACAGUGUCAAGUAUACUAUACGUUUUUGUGAUGUGGUAUAGCAAAGUAUAAAACUUGAAAAAAAAUUUAAUCUUGAUAGAGCCAUUUGUGUUAUUGACCUGAAAUCUUUAUACAUAUGUCCAGUGGCGUGCACAGACCUCCUCAGGGGCAGGGGCUGACGGACUUUAAAGGGCAUAAUUUUUUUUACGUCAAAUAACAAUCAAAUGUAUUCAUUACUUUGGUGUUUUUAUUCUUUCUUUCCUUGGCAUUAUUUAAAUAAUGUUGUAACAAAUGAAUAACACAUCAAACUAAAAUAGGCAAGUUAGGAAAAUAUUAUUUACUUUCGCAAGAAUUUCGAGAAAGAAGUUUUGAGGACUUAUGUGUAUAUGUAUAAAAGUGUUAGCUAUCAUUAAAUCAGUAAGUUAA